GGAUAAACUUUGGAUCCAAUUUUUUUCUGAGGUAUUUUUUUGGGUAGGAUUUUGUUGAUUUUAUUAUCAUCCAUCAUUAUCAUUGAUUUUAAAUCCUUUUUCGAAUAAUUACAAAAAAAAUCUGAAAUAUGAAUGAAAACGAAGAGUAUGUUCUACAAUUAAGUGAUCAACGUAUCGAUUUUAAACCAGUAUCGAAAAAUGUUAGCGUUUUUUAUGAUGAAUCUAAUCGACAGGUUUUCAUUGUAAUCGAUAGAGGUAGUGAAGCAAUCAUUGUUAAAAAUCCAGAUGGAUUUAUUAUGAAUUUUUGCAUACAAGAUCGUGGCAAUAUAUUUUCGAUAAAAUUUUCACCAAAUUAUGAAAUACUAUCAUUACAACGAUCAACUGAAUUUGUUGAAUUUUUUCUAUUCAAAAAUAAUCAACCACAAGAAAUAUUUACUCAUAAAUUAAAGAAAAAUGGUAAAAUUCUUGGAUUUUUUUGGACAAAUAACAAUGAAAUAGUAAUCAUAUCGAAUAAUGGUAUCGAUUAUUUACAAGUAUUGAUUGAAAAAAAAUCAUUAAAAUCAUUGAAAUCAUUUAGUUUAACUGUGGAUUGGUUUGUGUUUCAGCCUGCAUCGGGCAUACUUUUGAUUGCAAACGGAACAUUUGGAAAUGUUAUUCAUCCAUUUUCAUUCAGGUUAUCCAAUGUAUAUCGAUUGAAUAAAUUCGAAGUUGAAUGGACUAAAAAUACAAAUAAUAAUUAUCUACAAGAAAGAGAUGUUACUGUUGCAAAUUUAUAUGGUAAACCUCGUUUAUUGAUUCUAAGACAUCAUCCAAUUGCUAAAGAUCAAUUUGGUGCCUGUGUUAUUAUCUAUACAUUUCAUAAAAAAGAUUUACAACCACAAAAAACAGAUAUUUUGAUUACCAAUCUGACCGGUCGAUUUGCUACAAAUAUAGUCGAUGAUUUAGUUAUUAUUCAUCAUCAAACAACAAAAAGUUCAAUGAUAUUUGAUAUUAAUUUAUCGGCAAACGAAAUUAAUGAUCAGAUAAAAUUUCAUCUACCAAUCAUAUCAAAAUGUACAAUUCGACCAUAUAAGAUUAAUAAUGUUAUUGAUUAUGAUCUUUAUUCACCAAAUUGGGUAAUAUUUCAACCAAACAUAAUAAUCGAUGCAAAAUAUGGUUGUCUAUGGUUUUUAGAAUUAAAUCUAGAAUUUAUUGAACGAUUAAUCAAAAAUGUACCGAUAUUGAUUGAUUUUUUGUUAUUACGACGAAAUUCUAAACAAAACAUAUUGAAAGUUUGUCGAAAUAUUGUACGAAUUAGUAAAAAAUAUGGACAAAAUCCUAUCGGAAAUUUAUCAUUAGUUUUUAAUAAAUUAAAUCUUACAUAUAAAGAAUCAUUCAGCAAUACAAAUACUCCAAUGGAUUCAUCAUCAUCAUCAUUUGAUUAUGUACGGCAAAAAACCCGUACAACAAUCGACCAGAAAGAUAUAUUAAGUAAUUUUUUUGAUUAUUUUACUGAAGAUGAUAUUGAUAAUCAUUUGGGUAUUGCAAUAAUAUUUGAAUAUGUUUAUUCAUUAUCUAGUCAUGAUAUAGAAAUUGAAUUUUUUAUCUAUGAAUUUUUAAUUAAUUAUUUAAUCAAAUCGGGAAAUUAUUAUCAAAUGCAUCAAUUUUUACAAUAUCAUGUAUUCAAUGAUUCAACACAUUUAGCUUGUUUAUUAUUAUCAUUGAAUAAAAAAUAUCCAUAUGGUUAUCAACUUGGAUUGGAUAUGCUAAAACGUUUAAAUAAAACCGACGAUGAAAUUAUUGAAGUAUUACUGUCACAAAAUCAAAUUAUUCGUGCAUUAAGAUAUUUGGAAAAAUAUGGUGAUAUUUAUAGUGUAUCCGCUAGGAAAUUUCUUGAAACAGCUUAUGCCACCAAAGAUACGAAAAUCUUUCAUCAAGUUUAUAAAUUUUUUCAAUUAAGAAAUCUUAAAUUAAGAAAUUCAUUAGAAUUUGUUAAAGGAGAAAAUUGUACUGUUUAUGAAAAACAUUUUGAAAAUAUUUUCGGCAGUAAAAUAUCGGUUCUUUUAUGACGGUGUAUGGUUAAACUUUACCAAGAACCAUAGCUAACAAUGCCAUUCGAACAUACAUUCCACCUUCAGCUUGACGAAAAUAUGCAGCACGUGGAUCAUUAUCGAAA
Messenger RNA from Dermatophagoides pteronyssinus (European house dust mite), 2155 nucleotides. RefSeq names its product regulator of MON1-CCZ1 complex protein bulli (gene Bulli). The record is from RefSeq and is a predicted model, not a curated record. Gene Ontology annotation, cellular component: lysosomal membrane; late endosome membrane; Mon1-Ccz1 complex. Gene Ontology annotation, biological process: regulation of autophagy. NCBI's taxonomy places the organism in Eukaryota, Metazoa, Arthropoda, Arachnida, Sarcoptiformes, Pyroglyphidae.